Molecule: messenger RNA, 1952 nt
Organism: Heteronotia binoei (common prickly gecko)
Lineage: Eukaryota; Metazoa; Chordata; Lepidosauria; Squamata; Gekkonidae
Gene: JDP2
Product: Jun dimerization protein 2
Exons: 4
Coding region: 521-1012 (163 amino acids)
Biological process (GO): regulation of transcription by RNA polymerase II
Cellular component (GO): nucleus
Molecular function (GO): RNA polymerase II cis-regulatory region sequence-specific DNA binding; DNA-binding transcription factor activity, RNA polymerase II-specific
Source: RefSeq, a predicted model, not a curated record
ACCCCUUCUCCGGCAGAAGAGACAUUGGUGGCGGGAGCUCCGCCGUGAGCUGCCCGGGGAAGUGGUCCCGCCCCCCGACCUGCGCUCUCCUCCCCUGCGGUCCCCUCUUCUCCUCCCACCCUGACGUCUGGAGCUGGCAGCCCUGCCGGUUCCGCAUUCCCGACCCCUCCCCGCCAGCCCAAGGGUUGCUAUAUAACCGGGGCUGAUGCAACCCACCCAGCCGCCCGACACAGCCUACGGGAGGGACGGCGAAGGACGGAGCCGCCUUGCAGCGACGGCGGGGGCUGCUGCUGCCCAGGCGUCCCUGCGGUGGCAGCGGCAACGGCGCCUCCUCCCAGGACCGAACUCGGCUCGCUUCGAGUCGGCCCGACAGGCCUGGAGGGAGAGGCCGAGAUCCGCUCUCGGAGCAGGACGGCUGCGGUGGAGCUGAGCGUGCAACCCGCUUCCCGCUGCAGCCGGGCCCCGGGGGCACCUUCGCCGCCUGCUCCAUCGGCACGACUGUGGGAUUGUAUCUCUUGCUAUGAUGCCAGGGCAGAUUCCAGACCCAUCCCUGACAGCUGGCGCUCUGCCUGGGCUUGGCCCCUUGACGGGACUACCUGGUACCACCUUGACAGCAGAAGAGCUCAAGUAUGCUGACAUUCGCAACAUUGGAGCCAUGAUCUCACCACUGCAUUUCCUGGAAGUGAAACUGGGGAAAAGGCCUCAGCCAGUGAAAAGUGAGCUAGACGAAGAAGAGGAAAGGAGGAAAAGGCGCCGAGAGAAGAAUAAAGUAGCCGCGGCUCGGUGUCGGAAUAAAAAGAAGGAGAGGACAGAGUUCCUGCAGCGGGAAUCGGAACGUCUGGAGCUCAUGAAUGCUGAGCUGAAAGCCCAGAUCGAGGAGCUGAAGCAGGAGAGACAGCAGCUGAUCUUGAUGCUGAACCGCCAUCGCCCCACCUGCAUUGUGCGGACAGAUAGUGUCAAAACACCUGAGAGUGAAGCCAAUCCGCUGCUUGAGCAGCUGGAGAAGAAAUGAAAGGGGGGCACAGCGGGUCAGAAACCAAAAGACCAAGCAGGAUCCUUUUGACGGUCUCUCAUCUAUGUACUGUAUGAAGAACUGUGCACCAAAGAUUGGUGCAAACAGAACACAGUGUGCUUCCUUGGGGAUGUCACCUACCAACCAAAUGGAGGGAAUGUAGAUGGUGGCCACAGAAAUAGUGGGACGGAAUCCGUUCUCCUGUUCGAGGCUUCACUCCAGUGGGCACGGCAGCUGCUGCGAGGGCUUUUGCCAGCCUUGGAGAAACUUCAAGACACCCAUUGGAGUGCAUCCCAAGCCUGGAACCUUUUCGGAUGUGAGGAGGCAGCGCUGUGGUUUCCCACUACCCUUCAAAGCUGAUGGUUGUUCCCAGAACAACGAGGGGAGGAAGAAGCAGGCAGUAGGCAAAACUGCCCUGGUGUGAGUUCCUGCGUCCUUCCAAUUUUAACCCAGGCUGUGUUCUCUGCACUCUCUUCAGAACUAAACUAAACCAGAAACCAAGAAUGGCAAACACUUGACGCAAGUCCUGUCUCAUCGCUGGGCCUGUCUGUGGCACUGUGGCGCAGGCGCCCCCCACAAGCACACCCUCAGUAUAAUGUUUACAGCCCAGCUGUCCAGGCCAUGCUUUGAAAAUGCACAUUUUUACACUUUUUUAUAUUUUUUACAAAGUUUUUUUUUAUACAGCAGUCUCUAUAUGGAUUUAUAUAAUCACUAGAUGUGAUCCCAUAGAAAUGUAUGUUAUGAUGGUCUCUUUGUUACAUAUGCAUAUGCCACAGUUAUCUCCAUUGUGUUACUUGUUUUGGUGGCAUUGGCUCCUUUCCCUUGGCAUGCCGGGAAACAGGCCUGGGCCUUCAUGUGGGCUCUGCUGCCAUGUCCAUCCAUGUAUGUCAUUCAUAAUACUCAGUCCUGUAUCUCUCAGUAAAUGUUAAACUUUUACUUA